Messenger RNA from Raphanus sativus (radish), 900 nucleotides. Its product is annotated as FBD-associated F-box protein At5g56380. The record is from RefSeq and is a predicted model, not a curated record. Bases 1 to 807 code for a protein of 268 amino acids. NCBI's taxonomy places the organism in Eukaryota, Viridiplantae, Streptophyta, Magnoliopsida, Brassicales, Brassicaceae. The transcript has 3 exons.
AUGGACCACAUAUCAGAUAUUAAACUGAUAAGAACAGAUACUACACUUGAUCUUAGCCAAAAGGCCGAGAAAGGUAUUCUUCUUGAAGACUUAUUCCUAGUGCAAAGAUCCUUUCUGCCCAAUGCGCUGAAUUAUAAGAUUAUAGUUCCUUCUUUGAAGAGAUUAUCUUUGAUUGCCCCAUUGAAACUUAAUAAUGUCAGUGAAGUUGUGAUAGAUACUCCACUAUUAAAAUCCUUGCAAAUUAUAAAUCGUUCAGGUAGCCUUUCAUUUAGCGAACCAAUGAACAACAGUGAGGUACUCAAGGCCAAUAUUGAUGUUAUUCUCAAGCGUCCCGAGAAGCUUCUGCAUUCUCUUGCUUCUAUCGUGCAUAUUCGUUUAUGUUUAUCAGACUCAGAGGUGGUGUAUCCUCAUGGUUGUUGCUUCCAUAGACUCAAAUAUUUGGAGGUAUGUACAUGCAAAUCGGAGUGGUUUUUACUAUUUAUGCGUCUGCUCCAAGAUUCACCUGUCUUAAAGGUUAUCAAAAUCAAUCAGUGUCAUCCUGCUAUAAAUCCCCAUCAUCAUCAGUCCAACCAACCGGUUUCUGUUCCAAGAUGUUUGUCCUCGAAUCUUGAAAUCUUUGAGUGGAUAAAAUACGAAGGAACACAACACGAGAGAGAACUUUCGACGUACAUCUUGAAAACCGCAGUUUUCUUAAAGAAGGCGAGCUUCACUGCUAGAUCCGAUGGUUACAAGGAGAAACUGCAGAUGCUUCAGGAGUUAUCUUUUUCACGAAGGGCUUCAUCCACUUGUGAGCUUGUGUUUAACUAAAAGACCUAAACUCUACUCGGAUGCUUUCUCAACAAGUCAUCUUCUCGUGUUAUUUUGACUCCAAAUUUUUAUCUGCAUCAAUUUAUGUUAUUC